UACUACUUUUGAGCUUUGAAGGAAAGUGCUUUUGAGGUUUGAGAGCACCAGAACGCACUACCCCAGGUGAGCCCCACGGAUUCUAAGGCAAAUAUACGGCUUUUGAGGGUGAAAAUCUUGGUUUAGAUUUCAGACGAUCAGAGAGUGCUCUAAAUUGCGCUGCAGAUAAAAAUUAAAUCUCGAUAGUCUUCUAUCGGAAUCAUGCUGCACUGCUUUUGCUUCAAGAGUUCGAGAGUUGAUAGACUUGGAUAUGAGGACCCUAAAAUUCUUGCUUCAGAAACUGCUUUUACGGUAAAUGAAGUGGAGGCCUUGUAUGAACUGUUUAAGAAACUAUGCAGUUCCAUAAUUAAAGAUGGUCUUCUACACAAGGAAGAAUUCCAACUUGCACUAUUUCAAAGCAGCAGUAAGCAGAACCUUUUUGCAGAUCGGGUUUUUGACUUGUUUGAUCUCAAGCGCAAUGGGGUCAUUGAGUUUGGAGAAUUUGUUCGGUCAUUAAGCAUUUUUCAUCCACGUUCUUCCGAAGCAGACAAAAUCUCAUUCGCAUUUAGAUUGUAUGAUCUCGGACAGACUGGUUACAUUGAGCGUUAUGAGUUGAAGCAGAUGGUGUCAGCCCUUUUGAAUGAAUCAGAUCUGGACCUUUCCGAUGAUGUUAUUGAAUCAAUUGUCGAGAAGACAAUAACGGAGGCGGAUUUAAACGGAGAUGGCAGAAUUGAUCAAGAAGAGUGGAAGGAAUUUGUAGCAAAGCAUCCAUCUCUGAUAAAGAAUAUGACUCUUCCAUAUCUAACGGACAUUACCGUACAAUUUCCCAGCUUCGUGCUCAACACCGAAGUUCAAGACUAGACAUAAUCAUACUUCAGAAACCCAGACACUGUCGCUGUUAUUUCUUCUCGAAUGCUAGACAUGUCAAGUAACCAGCCUGUGUAAAGCCAUGGUACAUAGAGGAGGAUAAGAACCAAAAGCAACUAUUAAGGCUGCAGUUCAUAGCAUGAUCCUUAUUAAGAUCAAGCACGGCAUGGUAGAUUUCCGACUAGGUUUUCGGUAAUGAAGACCUCAUUCGGCAAAUACUCUUGGUGUUUCACAGUGUGUUGUGUAAUUUAACUGCUUAACUGUAAUCAAGGUGUAAAUUUUGGUUUAGAAUUCCCUCUUUAUUUUACUUGGAUCGGAUGGAUCCCUGUUUCACACUCUGGUUGAAAGUUAAAUGUUUGUUAAUUUCUUUGCUAAGAAGAACUGAAUGUAUAGAUUAACUGGCACUGAGGAGGGACACACAACAUUGAACUUUUUUGUUGAAGCACUUUUUUUCUGGUCAGGUGGAAAGUGGAAACAUUGUUGAAAA
Messenger RNA from Malus domestica (apple), 1333 nucleotides. Its product is annotated as calcineurin B-like protein 7. Gene Ontology annotation, molecular function: kinase binding; calcium ion binding. Lineage: Eukaryota; Viridiplantae; Streptophyta; Magnoliopsida; Rosales; Rosaceae. Gene Ontology annotation, biological process: calcium-mediated signaling. The record is from RefSeq and is a predicted model, not a curated record.